AUGGGAUUGGUGUUGCAUUUUGCUCCAUCCAAUAUGGUAAUGAUAUGGCCUUCUUAUAGUGGUAUUGUGUUCACAUGGCCGUUUCCAAGGUUCAGGAGCAUUUAUCAGUAAAGACUGAGUAGUUUCUCGUCAUAUUCCCUGAUUUCAGUUUACAAUAUCAUUGAUUACGUUACGAAAAGAAACGAUUUUAUCUUAAAAAGAUGGGCCAAAAAAAAGGCCACACGCACUUUCUGCAUCCAAAAUUCUUUGCCUGGGCUUCUGACUGCGCUUUUUUGGUGCAGAGACGCCCAACCAAAUGGCUCAUGUGAACUGCGGUCGGUGCCACACUACAUUAGUGUACCCAUUUGGCGCCCCAUCCGUUAGGUGUGCUGUUUGCCACUUUGUCACCGACGUUGGGGUGAGCCGUAUUUACCUUUUUCAGAUUCUUUGACCAUCAUUUAUAAGUCUUUUUUUCCUCUCUCUUUUUUCAACCUCAAUGAACUCGCGCUUCCUCUACAGUUGAACAGCAUGAGGGUGCCCAUCCCCAUGCAGAGGUCCAAUGGAUCGAUACCGACCUCUGCAUCUACGUCAGCUGUAUGUUCCUAAAUCAAUGGGGUCAUCAAUUUCUGGGUUCCUUUCCUUUUCAGUUAUGUUGAGAUUCUGAAUCUCCAACUGUCCAUAAUUACUAAUCUUCUGUCCCUCAUCAUCUGUUUUGUUUGUUCUUGGCAGCCAUUGCCACAGGCCCACGGCCAAACAGUGGUCGUUGAGAACCCAAUGUCAGUUGACGAGACCGGCAAACUGGUGAGUCUCUCUUAGCUGUUUUGCUUCUGGGGUAUAUUGAACAAUUAACUAAAAGAUACUGCCAACCGAGAGACUAAACGUUCCCACUCCCCCCACCCCCCUUGCUCUUUUGCUCUGUGCAGGUGAGCAAUGUCGUGGUUGGAGUUACUACAGAGAAAAAGUGAUCCCCUUGCUCUCAGGUGGUGUGUUAUUGAAAGCUUGUUGAUGUAAAUUUAGGGAGAAAAGGAAGCAUUGUCGUGCUCUGGGAGACUCAAAAUUUGUUUAUCGGGAUAUGUGAGCUUUAAUAGAGUGAAAGAGAGAAAUUAACUCAGCUAUUUGUCUGUGUUUUUGGCCCCUGACUGGCUACUCACUGUAUCCGCAGCUUCUUCCUAUGCUGUACAUAGAAGCUUAAGAUUUGUUUUGUCCCGGUGUAGAUGAACCAUCCUGUCUGUCUAUCUGUCUAUCUAACACGCUUAAUGAUGCCAUAAGGUUUUACUGAAAUACUAAUCGUCUUAAGAAAGAAAGAACCGUCAGUCAUCUUCCCAUAAUGUUGGGAAAUUUAUUUGCACGAAGGCAAGCUGGAAAAUCUGCCCGGUGUGUCAGUAAUGUCCUAGUUCUGGUAAAAGGUUUAUAGCAGCACAUGAGCUCCAUUUGAGAAAGGCUGUCUUCUUUCUCAGCCAUUAGGAAGAUGAAGUACAGGAUUGUGACAUUGUGUUAAAUUGCUAGUGACUGUCUCAGGAAAUUAAGCUUUUAAGUUAAUUAUUAAAGGUACUUAUAUUUUGUAAUGCGGGCAUAACAUUUGGCAUUUUAAUUAUCACAAUGAAAUAUCUGUGUCAUCCGAGGUGUUCUUCCGGCGUACUGUUUCGUUACUAAUUUUAUUAGUUUUCAAGGGAGUGUGGAACGUUGCGGGCCAGUAAUGCUCAGAAAAAUGAAUAUAAUAUUUUGUGUCCCAUUGUAUCUACUGACUAAUUCGCUUUCCAGGUUUCUUGUAGGUCAUAAGCACUUUCUGAGAAAAAAGAAUAUAAUAUUUAUUUCUCCUCGUGUGCCAUCGUAUCGUGGGAGAGAGUAGAAAUUACAAACGGCGAUGAAAUGCUCAAAGGAUGCCUAAGAAAAUAGCCAAAAUCCACUCUAAUUUCCUCUGAUGGGUCAUCACACGAGAAACUUGUGUUUCGUCUUCUGGUCUCCCACACCACCCUCACCCAAAGAAAAGGGGACUCGCAGCUCAAACCAUGCAGAUGGAUGUGGUGCAAGUAGAGAGACAGGCCCAGUACUGGUGUUGCUUCUUCCCGGGGAGACAUCUUCAUUCAUGAUCACUGGAAUGGGCAAAGUGCACUCCCUUUCUUCUUGGUCUUCUCUUCUCCCUCCAGGAAUGGAUGGGUUUUCUUCCCCACCCAUCAAUGAGAAAGGAUUGUCUCCACUGUCUGAGGAGGGAGAGAGAGAGAGAGAGAGGAAGGAAGGGAGGAAAGGAUAUCAUCCAUUCCAGAGGUGCUCAUCAUCACCCUUUUGUUCCCCUCGAACUUUGGCUGGAACCUGCAAACAAAAAUGGGAGGACAUUUGAGUGGAGACGUGGGAUCAUAAAUGCUCGUGCUACAGGCCAAGAUAAAAGCAUCGCUCAUGUCUAAAAAAGUGCCAAAUUUUAUGGACAAGAAAUUAUCAAUAACCAAGAACCAUGUGGAAGAGUCAUCAGUGAAAACAUCCGAAACAUCGCUCUGGUCUAUGUUGAUCGUUUCUAGCGCAGUGUUUCCUCUAAUCUAGAGAGAGUGCUCUUCACAUCAAUAUGAAAGGCGAUUCUAGAGGGAGUCGACUGUUGCUUUGACUGGGUAAAAAAGUAGUCAACCUUUUGUGUGCUUGGACAGAUUCUAGGAGGCCAAUUAGUGAGAGAAUUCCAAGCACUCCCCCGAAUCGAAGAUUCCUCACAAUCUGAUGAGCUAAUUUGAUUUUAACUUGGCUUGCUAUGAAACAAAGACAACAUUUGCAAAGGGAGGAUGAAGGUUUAAGUUAGAGAUUACCUCUCCCAGGCGCUAAGUGCCUGUUUAUAAACGCGUCCAAACAUUCCAAAGUUGACUGAGCACGGCAUGAUACAGACUUGCUCAGCUCAGUCAAGUCAAAUCCUUCGCUCAGAGGAAGUUUCACAUUGAAGCAUGAAAGUCUGUCGUGGGCUGUUUUAGUCAGAACAGAUAUUUGUGGAACCACACAGUCCCAUCUCUCUUCAAAGAUAUUUUUCGCAGUUAUGGAUCGUGCAAAACCUAAAGCAUUUUCAGCACUGCGGCUUGUCACUGAAAAAGAAGUUGAAAAGAAAACAGCAUAGUCAUUUCUUUGGAGCAACACAGAAGAUAUGUGAAACAAGGAUAAUUUUUAUUUGCAUCACGGGGCUAGGCUAUGAACAAGAACUGAUGAGAUCGGAAACGCAUGCUUAUCACAGUUUAUUGACAAUACAAAAUCAUCAAAAUCUAAUCAAUCUUAGUUUGCAAUUGCUUAGUUUAUUGACAUUACAGUUUUCUUCGCAAUUGCUUCUAUUUGUCAGAAAAAAUCGAUUUCUCUUUUUGCACCAACUACAAAGGAAGAAUGUUUGAGAACGAAGAGUUGCCAAACUAUGAAGCAGAAAAUGAGGCUCAUUUACUUGGCAUUCCCUGAUUUAGUUAAUGACUAAUAUGAGUUCUGAGAAUGAACAGACAAGAAACUCGCAUCCCAACCGUCACCAACAAUGCUCCCUUCUAGUGGGUUUUCUUCUAGCAGAGUAUGAGUUGAGAAGAACUUGCUAAACUGAGAGAUAUAUACACCAAUAUGAUGUUCAGAAAACGCCUUUUUGACUGGGCAUAGGUUGAAUGUAGUCUAAAAUUCGGAUCCACGUCUUCUUUGGAAACAUUCAACUUAGUGCAUCAACGAUUCCAAUUCCAUGUAACGGGGAAGUCAUCACUGAUUUCUUUGGAUCAAACAGAUGAGAAGACGAAGACCACCAGCAGAGGCGAGAACCACAUGUCACAGACCAACCCAUGAUCUGGCUGUAUAGCAUACACACCAUGCGAUUUCAUAGACUUGACUUUUUCGAUCAUUUAUUCGCAAAAACAGUGAGAAAUUCCGGAGAUGAGCACAUUACCGUUAUAGGGAACUUCUAUGAGGGCGUUUGCGGGGAGCCCAACGCCCACCCCUGCCAGAGUGAGUCCGACGCUGAAGCCCACCCCGCAGCCAGCUCCAACGUAGCCUAUCACCUCCGGACCGAACCCAGGGCCCCAUCCGACGCCACACCCGACGCCUAUUCCCAUGCCCCAGAAGGCCCCCACGGUGGGGUGGACAGGGUUCCACCUCUCGUACCUCCUUAACAGCCCUUUGAUGAUCAUGAGGAGCUGCUGCAACACGGCGACGCCCAGAUCAGCAGGCGACUACUCCACGAAACUCUCCGGCGUAUCAUUCGCAAGAUCAAUGUCAGGCUCGUAAAAUCAGACAGAAGCAAGCUUCUGUUCUUCCGCCGCCAAAACCCACAAAAAGAAGUAAAACGAAAAGCCAAGGAAACAAUCCCGACCGAAUCUUCGUUUGGAAUGGAUCCGAAGAGCAGAAGGCCAAGCAGGAGUAUAAGCGGAAGGAACCGGGGACAUCCACUGAGAACGAAUCGCCGGAGGAAAUCCUCGUAAAUCCCACGGAGAGAAACCAUGUGCCGAACCACGAAUGUGGAGGAGAAUGGGACGUGGUUUUUUGUCACCAUAAACGUAGGGCGAGCAAAGACCGUCGAGCAGCAGCGGGAGGGAAUAUUGAGAUUGACUCUAUCUAAGAGGCUCCUCCCGACCCUCCUCGCCCCGCUAUGGCGCUGCCCACGUCGAGCUACUACUGAUCCUCACAACGGGCACGGCAUGGCGAAAAAAGUGUCGAUAUCGAGAUGGCACGCCUACAGCCGUCCAUCGUAGAUUUCUUAGAAAAAUGUUCCACCGAGUGUCUGCAACGCCUUAAAAGGGAAUUCACAUUAAUUUUAGCAGGAACUUACAUCGAGUUGGAGAUCAGAACAAUCCCAAAAGAAUUAGGCAAAAAGUCUACUGGUUUUGCUUCUGGGCAGCAUCAUGCCUCUUGCAGGCUGGUUUUUUCCUUUUGGUUCUCGUAUGAUCCCCCAUCCCAAUAUGGGUUGACCGGAAUCUGACUUUUCAGGUCCUCUAGGACCCGACAAAGUUUAUCUAUUCCGAGGUAGACUAGCUUGGAAAAAGCCCAGAAAAAAUGUGCGAACUGGUGAAGUAUGAAGCAGAUUGCCCGAGCGUCGACGACCACACGGCCUCACAAGGAUGGAUGAGCGACCGCGGUGGGCCAGGACGAAUUCGCGGCGCCGGCAUUUUCGUAAUAUGUGGCAUAUAGAAGGGUCUUUCUGUAUUUAACCUCGUAAUCUGUGGGACUCGCCCCCCUCCCGAUUCGACAAUGUCGGCGGUAGAAGAUCUCCAAUAAUUUGUAGUCGUUGAUAGGUAUUCGAACAGAGUGGUAUGUACAUAAUAUGAGAUAUUAAUGGGGGUGUUUUUGGAAAAAUAUUCGGGAUCCGCAACGGCUACAUUGGACCAUUCCAUUCCAGCUAA
Spirodela intermedia is the source of this 5306-nucleotide messenger RNA. NCBI's taxonomy places the organism in Eukaryota, Viridiplantae, Streptophyta, Magnoliopsida, Alismatales, Araceae. The record is from the annotation of a GenBank genome assembly.